Messenger RNA from Spirodela intermedia, 279 nucleotides. NCBI's taxonomy places the organism in Eukaryota, Viridiplantae, Streptophyta, Magnoliopsida, Alismatales, Araceae. The record is from the annotation of a GenBank genome assembly.
AUGGAGCAGCAGGCGGAGGCGGCGAGGAACGCGAAGGAGUCGCUGGAUUUGGCGUUCCAGAUGUCCAACAUGCUCGAGACCGGCCUAGAUCGCCACACCCUGUCCCUCCUCGUCGCCCUGUGUGACCGCGGGGUCAACCCUGAGUCCCUCGCCGCUCUCAUCCGGGAGUUCUCCACUCCCCGACCCGCGACGGCGGCGGCGUCUGCGCCGGCACCGACGCCGAUGACCCCUUCUACGGUAGCGCUGAGGGAUAGCUACUUCCGUCGCCUGCAUUCAUAA